AGAAAGUCACUUCUAUAGCCAUCACCAACGACUUCUCCGCCAUCAUCGUCACCUAACUCAGACCCUAGCUAGCGACUGAAGAAGAAGAUGAGCUCCUCCCCAGCGGAACCAGCUGUGUGCGGCGGCGGCGGCAAGACGUCGUGGCCGGAGGUGGUGGGGAUGAGCAUAGAGGAGGCCAAGAAGGUGAUCCUCAAAGACAAGCCCGACGCCGACAUCCAGGUGCUGCCGGUCGGCACGCCGGUGACCAAGGAUUUCCGCCCCAACCGUGUCCGGAUCUUCGUCAACACCGUCGCCGAGACGCCCCAUGUGGGCUAGCUUAGCUGCUCAUAGCUGUUGCUCAGAGCAUCAUGCUGUGUGCCAAAUAAAGCCAUCUUCAGUAUGAAUAAUGGAUGUGUGUUCUUUCCCUAUAAAUCAAAUAAAUAAGCAAGGGAUGUGCCCCCAGCAUGUCCCUUUCGUCUAAAUAAUGCCAUAUUAUGUGUAAAGCAUCGAUCGUAUCCUGUCCUGGCAUGAAAAAGAUGAAUCAGCUAUA
This is a messenger RNA of Panicum virgatum (switchgrass), 529 nucleotides long. RefSeq names its product subtilisin-chymotrypsin inhibitor CI-1B-like. The record is from RefSeq and is a predicted model, not a curated record. NCBI's taxonomy places the organism in Eukaryota, Viridiplantae, Streptophyta, Magnoliopsida, Poales, Poaceae. Gene Ontology annotation, molecular function: serine-type endopeptidase inhibitor activity. Gene Ontology annotation, biological process: response to wounding. The transcript has 2 exons. Bases 88 to 315 code for a protein of 75 amino acids.